UAUUCUAGAUUUUUUUUUAUUUUGUCUCUUUUUAUUGAUUUUUUUAUUUAUCUUUUAGUAACAGUUCAUCGCUCUCGUCUUUCUUAUGAGUUGGAGAGGAAAUUGAUCUUUUUUGUCCUAGGAUUUCACGGUAAUUUUUAUGAGAUUCGGAAGUGGGAUCUUUUUUUCUGGGUGUUGUUUCGAUUUGUUUCUUUUUUUGAUUUUUUUUUUUUAUCUUUUAGGAACGAUUUGCCUGGAAUCCUUUAAUUUCGGUGAUUUUUUUAGAGGUUCUGAAGUGAUCUUUUUUCUGAUUUUAUUUUUAUUUUUUUUUAUUGAUUUUAUUCUUUAUCUUUUAGUCCUUUUGAAUUUGUUGUGCAAUUUGAGAAUAUUUCGCAAUCUUAUUUUUUUUUAAAUUUAGAUUAUUGAUUUAGGUUCGAUUAGAU
Messenger RNA from Rhizophagus irregularis DAOM 181602=DAOM 197198, 422 nucleotides. NCBI's taxonomy places the organism in Eukaryota, Fungi, Glomeromycota, Glomeromycetes, Glomerales, Glomeraceae. The record is from RefSeq and is a predicted model, not a curated record.